Peronospora farinosa is the source of this 1173-nucleotide messenger RNA. Lineage: Eukaryota; Oomycota; Peronosporomycetes; Peronosporales; Peronosporaceae. The record is from the annotation of a GenBank genome assembly.
AUGGACGCCUCCAUGAUCUCUACCGACAGCGCUACUAUCACGCAGUCGGCACCUACAAUGACUGCAAUCGACUCAAAGAUCAGUUCACUUCAGCACCCGAUCAUCAUCGGCCAUCGUGGCGCACCGGGGUAUCUGCCCGACCACACUAUCGAGGGUUACAUGCUUGCAAUCGAAGUCGGCGUCGACGUUAUCGAGCCCGACCUCGUCAGUACAAAGGAUGGCGUGCUCGUCCUGCGACACGAACCUUACAUUGACGGCACCACCAACAUCGCCGACCACCCGGAGUUCGCCGACCGUCUCACCACCAAGAUGCUGGACGGAAUCGCUGUGCGCGGCUACUUUGUCAGUGACUUUACGCUCGAAGAGAUCAAGACGCUGCGUGCAGUGCAACCACUGCCCGAACGCAACCAGAGCUACAAUGGUCUUUUCAAGAUCCCGACGUUCGAGGAAGUUAUCCGGCUGGUGCAGAAGAAGUCUGCCGAGUACAAGCGCACCAUCGCCAUUUACCCAGAAGUGAAGCACUCGAGCUUCCACAAGGCGCUUGGAGUGCCCAUCGAGAACACCAUGCUCGAGCUGCUGACAAAGUAUGGAUGGAACCACGCUGACGCUCCUGUGUUCAUUCAGUCGUUCGAGACCGAGAACUUGCGGGAGCUUAACGCAGUCACCAACGUCACGCUGGUGCAGCUUAUUGACGGCUUCGGCAGCGACCCGAUCACUGGAGAUGUCAUCUUCGAUGUGCCAUCCGUCCGACCGUACGACUGGGUGCUGGCCAACCGCAAAGACAACUACGGCUACCUCACUACGCCGGCCGGUCUUGCUGAGGUGGCCACGUACGCCGACAUCGUAUCUCCCUGGAAACGAUACCUGCUCAAGGCCGCUGCCAUCAAAGUGGACAAAAGUGGUAAGACUAUGGACUCGAACGGCGAUGGUCGAAUCACAGAUGCCGAUUAUAACAUCAUCGAGUAUUCGAACGUUAUUGAGGACGCGCACGCCGCUGGACUAAAUGUGCACACCUGGACGAUGCGUGACGAGAAGUACCGUUUAGCUGCGAACUAUUCUGGCAAUGCGAUGCUCGAAUACUUGCAGCUUUUUGACAUGGGAAUUGACGGUGUGUUCAGCGACAACUGCAAGACGGCAGUACACGCCCGAGAUGCAUGGCUAGUCCAGCAGUAG